Molecule: messenger RNA, 1357 nt
Organism: Marmota flaviventris (yellow-bellied marmot)
Lineage: Eukaryota; Metazoa; Chordata; Mammalia; Rodentia; Sciuridae
Gene: Kcnk3
Product: potassium two pore domain channel subfamily K member 3
Biological process (GO): potassium ion transmembrane transport; stabilization of membrane potential
Cellular component (GO): plasma membrane
Molecular function (GO): potassium ion leak channel activity; outward rectifier potassium channel activity; open rectifier potassium channel activity
Source: RefSeq, a predicted model, not a curated record
CUGCGCGGAGCGGGAGCCCGGCGCGGAGAGCGGCGAGCGCAGCCAUGCCCCAGGCCGCCUCCGGGGCAGCAGCAGCGGCGGCCGGGGCGCGGGCCGGGGGCGCCGGGGGGCCGGCGGCGGCCCGAGGGGAACGAUGAAGCGGCAGAAUGUGCGCACGCUGGCGCUCAUCGUGUGCACCUUCACCUACCUGCUGGUGGGCGCCGCGGUCUUCGACGCGCUGGAAUCCGAGCCCGAGAUGAUCGAGCGGGAGCGGCUGGAGCUGCGGCAGCAGGAGCUGCGGGCGCGCUACAACCUCAGCGACGGCGGCUACGAGGAGCUCGAGCGCGUCGUGCUGCGCCUCAAGCCUCACAAGGCCGGCGUGCAGUGGCGCUUCGCCGGCUCCUUCUACUUCGCCAUCACCGUCAUCACCACCAUCGGCUAUGGCCACGCAGCGCCCAGCACGGAUGGUGGCAAGGUGUUCUGCAUGUUCUACGCGCUGCUGGGCAUCCCGCUCACACUCGUCAUGUUCCAGAGCCUGGGCGAGCGCAUCAACACCUUCGUGAGGUACCUGCUGCACCGUGCCAAGAAGGGGCUGGGCAUGCGGCGCGCCGAUGUGUCCAUGGCCAACAUGGUGCUCAUCGGCUUCUUCUCGUGCAUCAGCACGCUGUGCAUCGGCGCCGCCGCCUUCUCCUACUACGAGCACUGGACCUUCUUCCAGGCCUACUACUACUGCUUCAUCACGCUCACCACCAUCGGCUUCGGCGACUACGUGGCUCUGCAGAAGGACCAGGCGCUGCAAACGCAGCCGCAGUACGUGGCCUUCAGCUUCGUCUACAUCCUCACGGGCCUCACGGUCAUCGGCGCCUUCCUCAAUCUCGUGGUGCUGCGCUUCAUGACCAUGAACGCCGAGGACGAGAAGCGCGACGCCGAGCACCGCGCGCUGCUCACACACAAUGGGCAGACGGGCAGCGGACUGGGCGGCCUCAGCUGCCUGGGCGGUGGCACCGGCGGCGGCGGCGGCGACAGCGCGCACACCACGGACACCGCCUCGUCCACGGCGGCCCCCGGGGGCAGCGGCUUCCGCAACGUGUACGCCGAGGUGCUGCACUUCCAGUCCAUGUGCUCGUGCCUCUGGUACAAGAGCCGCGAGAAGCUGCAGUACUCCAUCCCCAUGAUCAUCCCGCGGGACCUGUCCACGUCCGACACGUGCGUGGAGCACAGCCACUCCUCGCCCGGAGUGGGCGGCCGCUACAGCGACACCCACUCGCACCGCUGCCUCUGCAGCGGGACGCAGCGCUCUGCCAUCAGCUCGGUGUCCACAGGCCUUCACAGCCUGUCCACCUUCCGCAGCCUCAUGAAGCGCAGGAGCUCCGUAUGA